UCCUCCCCCUACUCUCUUUGUUGCAGGGUGUGGGUAUAGCUGCAGAAAGGGGCUCGGAUCAGCAUCCUGUUUCCCUCGAUCACCAGAUAGACAGGAAACACAAUGAAAGGUGACACUCCUGUGAAUAGCACCCUGAGUGUGGGUCAGGCCAGGAAAAUGGUGGAGCAGCUGAAGAUUGAGGCUUCCAUGUGUCGAAUUAAAGUUUCAAAAGCAGCCUCAGACCUUAUGACCUUCUGUGAUGCUCAUGCCUGUGAGGAUCCUCUCAUCACUCCAGUACCCACUUCGGAAAACCCCUUCAGAGAGAAGAAAUUCUUCUGUGCGCUCCUGUGACAUAUCCCCAAGACAAAAGCACAAAGAUUUCCAACAUGUUCACAGUAGCACCUACCCUGCACAUUUUCCAAUUCUACCAUAAGGAUGGCUAGAAUUGUUGAUGUUUCCCGGGGGGGGGGGGCUAUAACAAAUAAAUAAAUAAAAACCCAGAAAGUUGUUGUUAAUCACCUCUUGCUCUGUGGCAGGUGUUAGUCAUGUCAGUAUUUAUUUGUAAAAUAAAUAAAGUGAAAAGUUAACUCUUAA
Spea bombifrons (plains spadefoot toad) is the source of this 573-nucleotide messenger RNA. It is a transcript of the gene GNG3, whose product is annotated as G protein subunit gamma 3. Gene Ontology annotation, cellular component: heterotrimeric G-protein complex. The coding region runs from base 103 to 330 and encodes 75 amino acids. NCBI's taxonomy places the organism in Eukaryota, Metazoa, Chordata, Amphibia, Anura, Pelobatidae. The record is from RefSeq and is a predicted model, not a curated record. The transcript is spliced from 3 exons. Gene Ontology annotation, biological process: G protein-coupled receptor signaling pathway. Gene Ontology annotation, molecular function: G-protein beta-subunit binding.